CGCAGCCACUCCCUGAGAGAUCAUCAUUUGCAAAACAACACAAUGUCUUCUAAUUGGAUUCACCUUCUGGGACUGCUGGCAGUGUUCCUUUUCGUAACCCUGGCUGCAGGAGAUCCAUUUCCCUUCGACGAGAGACGCCACAGAGGCUGGAACCCAAGGCCUGGAUCGAUGCCGCAGAUUCCCACCACCCCACCUUUCAAUCCUUACGGAUAAGGCUUUAUAUAUAUAAAUAAAUUCAACAAAAUAAAUAUUUUCUAAUUUAAAGAACUAA
This is a messenger RNA of Drosophila gunungcola (fruit fly), 271 nucleotides long. RefSeq lists its product as uncharacterized. The coding region runs from base 43 to 213 and encodes 56 amino acids. The record is from RefSeq and is a predicted model, not a curated record. The transcript has a single exon. NCBI's taxonomy places the organism in Eukaryota, Metazoa, Arthropoda, Insecta, Diptera, Drosophilidae.